AUGAGUGAAGGGAAUUCAAGCACAGAUGCGGGAAUGCCAGACUCGGAGCAUUUCUCUCCGUAUAGGGCGGAUGGAAAACUUUAUGGAUUCGUGUGCGUAGUCACCGGCGCAACACAGCCCGUAGGCAAAGCCAUAGUCGCAGAAUUGGCCGCCCACGGCGCAGCCUGCAUCUACGCCUGCACCUCUCUCAACGCCUCCCCCGACCCCGAUCUCUCCACCACAACAGCCGCACACCCCAACACGAAAAUCAUAAGUUACCCAUACAACACGGCGUCGGAAGAAGCCACGCUCGCCCUCAUCGACGACAUCCUAAACACAUGGGGCCGGCUCGACGUCUGGACCUCUUCGACAGGCCUGCUGGGCCCGCCAUCGAUUACGCAAACAGGGCCGAAAGAUCUCUACGCUGCCUUUGAUACCAACGCCGUGCCUGCGUUUUUCGCGCUGAAAUACGCUCCGGCGGCAAUGCAGAAAACUACGCCAAAGGGUAACUAUGCGAAUGCUGCGCCCAAGGAUGUUGCGUACGGGUCCAUCAUCGUGGUGACGAGUGUCGCGGGCACGUAUGGCGGGUGCUGGGCGCCAGCUUUUACUAUGGCGUCGCAUGCGGCGCUGGGCGUGGUGCGGUCGGGCGUGCUUGUGCUCAAGGGGACGGGCGUGCGCAUCAAUGCGAUUACAGCGGGCCAGAUUGAUGUGGGCGUGGAUCUGAAGGAGUGUGGCGUCAAGGAGAUGGCGCAGGGCCAGUUUCCGCCCGCGAGUCUGCAGGCGGCUGAGGUGCAGAAGCGGACGAUUGGGCUGGAGAGGGCGGGCAGGCCUGAGGAAGUGGGUAGGGCAGUCGGGUUCCUGGCAAGCGGGUUUAGCAGCUAUAUUACUGGGGCUGAGUUGAGGGUCGAUGGGGGCGCGGGCGUCAUGAAUCCUAUUACGGUGCCUGUGUAG
This is a messenger RNA of Exserohilum turcica Et28A, 930 nucleotides long. RefSeq lists its product as uncharacterized. The record is from RefSeq and is a predicted model, not a curated record. Gene Ontology annotation, biological process: phytol metabolic process. The transcript has 3 exons. Gene Ontology annotation, cellular component: peroxisome. The coding region runs from base 1 to 930 and encodes 309 amino acids. Gene Ontology annotation, molecular function: trans-2-enoyl-CoA reductase (NADPH) activity. NCBI's taxonomy places the organism in Eukaryota, Fungi, Ascomycota, Dothideomycetes, Pleosporales, Pleosporaceae.